Messenger RNA from Prosopis cineraria, 396 nucleotides. RefSeq lists its product as uncharacterized. The coding region runs from base 1 to 396 and encodes 131 amino acids. The transcript has 3 exons. Lineage: Eukaryota; Viridiplantae; Streptophyta; Magnoliopsida; Fabales; Fabaceae. The record is from RefSeq and is a predicted model, not a curated record.
AUGGCUGUAUGUGAUUGGGACAUGUGUUUUACUUUUGUCAUUGCGGGAUGGGAAGGUACAGCUCAUGACGCCCGAGUAUUUGAUAAUGCCAUAUCAACUCCUUCAAUGCAUUUUCCGCAUCCACCUCCAGGUAAAUAUUAUUUGGUUGAUUCUGGUUAUCCAACACUAAAUGGGUAUCUUGGUCCAUAUCGUUGCGAAUGUUAUCACCUUCCAGACUUCAGGAGAAAUUCAAUUACUGAUGAGCAAUUUAUUCAAGCUGAAGAUGAAAGUGUAGAUGUCCUUGAGGAAGAUAUCGAUAUUGGUGAGGCAUCCUCGUCAAAUCUACCCGGAUCAUCAAGACAGAUGCAGUAUGUUCGUGAUAUAAUUAGAGACCAGCUUGUAAAUCAUAUCAAUUGA